CUUAGACUCCCUGACUGUAUGUAUUCGUAUGGCAGCUGUCGCAGUGUAUAAUAUAAACAAAUAGUGGAUAGAACUUACGUUUUUUAAAUUAACAAAUAACGACUGUAAAUACAAUUCAAGAAUCAUAACUGAUGUACUUUCGUAACCCAAAGGAGUUGGGUAGAAUUAUCCUGUUGUUGAUUCAACGUGAGAGGUAAAAGAAGGUAUCGAUAUUUAAGCGAACGAAAAAGCUAAUAAUACUAAAUGUACAAUGACUAAAUUGACCAAAAUAAAGUUUAGGGAUCAAAUGAAAUCCAACAAAAGCAAAUUGUCAAAUACCGUUUCUAUGAAACGUGGCAAAAUGAAUAAGAGCAAUUUAAACUUGGUCGAGCGUGAUAGUUACUUGGUCGGUAGUAAUAUUAACAUUGAAACCGUUACAAAUAAAGAACAAAAUGUUUUACACGACAGAAAAAAAUGUUUCAACGAUAAAGUUACAAAGAAACACGGAAAGAAGAAAACGAUGAAAAAGAAUGUAACUGCUCCUAUUACAGAAUUGAAUUCGCAAACAUCUGAAAUUGUACCAGAAUUAUGUAACGAGAAACUUAAUGCUAGUAUACUUUGUACUAAUUCUAAUAAAAAGUCGCACGAGUUUUCAAAUUCUGUUGAAAAUACCAUCCUUUCUAAUUGUACAAUUAGAAUGUCUGUAGAAUCAAAUAAAAGAAGUUUAACAAAUGUAGUACAAAAAUAUAGAACUAGACUCAAAAAUAAACAGAAGAAUCAAGAAAUGAUACAAACAGAACCCGAAAGAAGAAUACUUGAAUACUAUCAAAAAGAUCAUAAGACUAGAGAAACCAAAAAUAGUACUAAAGCAUCGAAUACAAUUAAUACAGUCGUGUUAGGACAAGACAGUUUAAUACCUCCAGAAGAGAAACAUACUAGUCGUUUAGUAAAAAUGCAAAACAAACGAAAAGUAAUAGAGAAAAAUGUAAACAUUAACAAUGCUCAAUUAAAUGUACAAUCACCUAGACUAUUGAGGUCCUCGAGAAAAAGGGAUCAAGUUCUGGAAGAGGGAAUAUUUGAAAUAUCAAGAAAUAAUACCAACAAUACAAAAACUGUACUCACACUACAAAAUAAUAUAUCGACUAAUUGUAAUCGGCAGCACGAGGAGCAUACUUGUUACAGAGAUGACUCUGACGAAGAAAACCAAACGGAAACUUUUAAUCGUAAUACGACGCUAGAGCAUCGUAUAAGUAAAUCGGAAGAAAAUAGUAUGAAAUCAAAUGUGUUGAGAAAUGGAAGCUUAAUUAAUUCGUCGGAACAACGGGUUAAAACAAGGUCUACGAUAAACCGAAGAUAUCAUCAGGAAACGCAGAAUACUCCAACGCUUACUAGUUUAACUUCGAGUACUUCAAACAGGAAUACUCUGAAAUCGGUAUAUAUCGACAAACAAACUUUAAAUGAUGAAAAUAUAUCCGAGUUUGUGUAUGAAAAUCGCGGUAACAAGGAAAAAUUAAAUGAGACUAAAAUGUCCCGUGUAAUUCCGGCCGAAAAUAACUCGAACGUAUAUUCUUGUAAUUUACGCAACGAUAUUUCUUCCCGUGAUGAUGUAUCAAAGAAAGAUCACAGCCAAGAUCGUUCUGUUGUAAACGUAUCGCAACGUCGAAGGAACUUGAACAAUUUUGUUACGAAUUGUCCGGAAAGAGAGUUUUUAAAGCUACAAAAUACCGAGAGUGUUACGCAAGGUAUUCCGCAAACCAAUCUACGACAUCUAGUCGAUUCAAAAUUACAAAACGAUCGUGACGUUUCGAUGGAGAUUGAAAAGGAGGGCACAUACGAAAGCUGUGAAUCCGUUAAAAUUGGAAAUUUAAAAAGGAGUCGGAGUAGAAAGCUGAAAGAAAUGGAAACUAGAGAGUCAGAGUAUUGUAUUCAAAUAAACGAAAACAUCGUGAUAGACAAAAAUUGUACCGACAGUAAGAAAUUGACAGUACCCUUGGUUAGACUAGAAGAUCUUCCUUUGUAUGAGAGAUUACAACUGUUGCGUACUCCGCAUUACAUUGAAAAGAGAACGACGAGUCGAGAAGAGAACGAAACGCAUUAUCGUUCAACGACAGAGAAAAUAAAUAACAAAAUAAGUAUAACGAACAGACGCUUAAAUAAUUGUACGAAUCAGACGACAGCUCUGAGUCAUUCUUUCGAGAAACAGAUGGAAAGUAUACAUCUGGAUAAAAAGAUUGAUACGAAUCGAAAAACAAUCGACUUCAUUUCGUUGAAUCAAUUUACUGAACAAACAUUGAAGAGUAAGGAGACAGAAAAGGUGUCUGUCAAAGAAUCGCACGAUUAUUCCAUUCUGAUUUCGGACGAACAAUGUAACAGUACAUUUGUCAAUCGCAAAUCGGUAGUCGUUAAAGAACAUGUAAAUUCUGAAGAAAACAGAAUCCAAUUGAAAUCUGAUAAAUAUCAAGCCGGUCGGAUGUAA
Molecule: messenger RNA, 2455 nt
Organism: Hylaeus anthracinus
Lineage: Eukaryota; Metazoa; Arthropoda; Insecta; Hymenoptera; Colletidae
Exons: 3
Coding region: 251-2455 (734 amino acids)
Source: RefSeq, a predicted model, not a curated record